Messenger RNA from Gloeophyllum trabeum ATCC 11539, 523 nucleotides. Its product is annotated as ribosomal protein L14. NCBI's taxonomy places the organism in Eukaryota, Fungi, Basidiomycota, Agaricomycetes, Gloeophyllales, Gloeophyllaceae. Gene Ontology annotation, biological process: translation. Gene Ontology annotation, molecular function: structural constituent of ribosome; large ribosomal subunit rRNA binding. Bases 26 to 427 code for a protein of 133 amino acids. The record is from RefSeq and is a predicted model, not a curated record. Gene Ontology annotation, cellular component: mitochondrial large ribosomal subunit; ribosome. The transcript has 3 exons.
CUCGAGGUGCGCUUCGCAGGCUGCUAUGAUAGGACUCAAGGGGACUCUAAAUGUUAUAGACAACUCCGGCGCCCUUCUUGUAGAGUGCGUAAACGUUCUGAAGAACAAGGUCAACAACGGCUGGGGCUCCGUGGGCGAUGAAAUUGUCUGCGUCGUGAAGCGCGCCAGAGCUAUAUCUGCUGCUCAGCAGGCAUCUGCAACCGCAGUCAAAGUGCGGAGAGGAGACGUUCGUCGCGCAGUGAUCGUCCGAACAGCGAAGGCAGUUCGGAGACCAGACGGACGACUUGUGAAGUUUGAUGACAAUGCAGCCGUUUUGCUGAACAACAAGAGGGAGAUGCUAGGGACGAGAAUAGGUGGUGUCGUGAGUGCUGACUUGCGAAUGAAGGGAUGGGGCAAAAUCGUCAGCUUAGCACCUAAGGUCGUCUAGAGAUUUACUAAUGGAACAUAUGCGUAUUCUAGUUUUCGUGAUUUAUUUGGCUUAUCUCCUGCCAUGACAUGUCGCUUCGCCAGACCAGACCCAUGC